This is a messenger RNA of Hansenula anomala, 1722 nucleotides long. RefSeq lists its product as uncharacterized. Gene Ontology annotation, biological process: transmembrane transport. NCBI's taxonomy places the organism in Eukaryota, Fungi, Ascomycota, Saccharomycetes, Phaffomycetales, Wickerhamomycetaceae. Gene Ontology annotation, molecular function: transmembrane transporter activity. The transcript has 4 exons. The coding region runs from base 1 to 1722 and encodes 573 amino acids. The record is from RefSeq and is a predicted model, not a curated record.
AUGUCGAACACAGAUAAAGAAAAGUUCUUUGAAAGUAAUGCUGGUGAUGGUACAACCGUUUACGACCAAUAUUUACAUGGGUUCCCAUUAUAUAUGUGUCUUGGUUCAUGUUUUGCCUCAUUGUUUUUAAUUGGUUUGGAUCAAACUAUUGUGAUCACCAUCCUUGAAGAAGUUGGUAAUAAAUUUAACGGAUAUGACAAAAUGGGUUGGAUUAGUGCAGGUUAUAUGUUAACUAUGGCAGUCUUCGCAGCUACUUGGGGUAAGAUGUCUAUAAUAUUUGGAAGAAAAUGGUCAUUGUUGUUAGCUAUAGUGUUAUUUGAGGCUGGCUCUUUAAUGUGUGCUUUAGCAAAUGAUAUGGAUGUAUUGAUUGGUGGUAGAAUUCUUGCAGGUAUUGGAGGAGGUGGUAUCCAAACUUUAGUCUUUAUUGUCUGUUCAGAAUUAACUCCAAUUCAUCAAAGACCUUUAGUUUUUGUGGUUCUAAGUCUUUCAUUUGCUUGUUCCACGGUUACCGGUCCAUUGAUUGGAGGUGCCUUCUCAAAACAUGUUACUUGGAGAUGGUGUUUUUAUAUUAAUUUACCAAUUGGUGGGUUGGCUCUUGGUUUAUUGACAAUUUUUUUCAAUCCCCCAAGAGUGAAAGGCUCAAUGAGAGAAAAAUUGAAAUUAAUCGAUUAUCCCGGCACUUUCUUACUUACUUCAGGUGUUGUUAUAUUCUUACUUGCAUUAACUUUUGGUGCUCUUACUUUUGGAGGUGUUGAAUUUGCAUGGAACUCAGGUGCUAUUAUAUCAAUGUUCAUCAUUGGUGGUGUUUUGUUAAUCUUGUUCUGCGUCUGGAAUUUUGAAUAUUCAAAGAAUCCAAUAAUACCACUCUCUAUUGUCAAAGUCCGUCAAGUUGUUUUGCCAGUUUUAACUUUGGCGUUGGUGUUUUUCAGUUUCAUGUCUGUUGUUAUCUUUUUGACGACAUAUUUCCAGCUUAUUUUUGGUAUGACAGCAUGGCAAACUGGGGUUCGUACAUUACCAGUUAUCGUUCCUCUUGUCAUCGCUAGUAUAGCUUCUGGUAUUUUGAUCAAGAAAACCAGAUAUAUCAAGCCUUACUCAGUCUUCGGUGGUGUCUGUGGCUCUGUGGGUAUUGGUUUAUUACUUUUAUUAGAUAUUGAUACUUCAGGUUCUGCCAAAAUUGGGUUAUUGAUCAUACCCGGUAUUUACUGCGGUAUUUGUUUACAAACCUGUAUGAUUUCCAGUCAAUUACACGCACCCAAAGAAGCUGGGAGUACAAUAUUGACCACAUCUUUCAUCAACUUUAGCAGAUCUAUAGGUGGUACUCUUGGAGCUGAUUUGUCACAAGCUAUUUUCAAUGCAAGCUACAAGAACAGAAUAACCAAAGCGUUAAAGAGCUAUCCAAAUGGCACUCUUGGAGGACUCAACGGCCAUGAUGCAUCAAAAUUGAUUGCAAGUCCUGGGCUGAUUCGUAAUUUGGAUCCUGAAGUUAAGAAAGUUGUUUUGAAAGCAAUCAUGAAGAGUAUUAGAAAUGUUUUCAUAGUCACCACAACUAUGGCUGUUGUUUCCUUUGUCGUGAUUUUGUUCUUUUCCAACAAAAGACUCCCUAAAGAAGAAGAUGUGCAGCAGACAAAAGAUGACAAUGGACUAGAUAAUGCUCUUUCAACAACUGGUGAAUCAUUUGAACUGAAAACGAAAACUAACGAACGCGCAUCAGAUACCAAGUGA